Messenger RNA from Phytophthora sojae, 495 nucleotides. RefSeq lists its product as hypothetical. NCBI's taxonomy places the organism in Eukaryota, Oomycota, Peronosporomycetes, Peronosporales, Peronosporaceae. The record is from RefSeq and is a predicted model, not a curated record. Gene Ontology annotation, molecular function: protein binding. Bases 1 to 495 code for a protein of 164 amino acids. The transcript has 4 exons.
AUGGAGUCGCGAUCUUCGUCGGUACCAGACCUGUGUCUGCUGAUCAAGCAGCGCGACGUCGCUCGGCUCCGCCAAGCGUUGGAAACUCACCCCUCGCUCAUCCGACAGCAUCGAUGGUCCGGCGUGACAGGGCUGCACCGAGCUGUAUCCGAGGGUGACGUUGAGAUCGUGCAGCUUCUACUUGCGAACGGAGCCGAUGUCAACCAGAGAAGUACCUGGGGAUGGUACUCGCCGCUGCACUUGGCGUGCAAGGCUGGCUCGGAGGAGAUGAUUUGGCUGCUGCUCAACCACGGAGCCAACUGGAAUCUUCCUGACAAGGCCAAGAAGACCCCUCUUCAGUGGGCCGUCCGAGCAGGCAAAGCCUCCAUCGCCUACCGCAUCGACCAGCAACUGCACGCCAAGGCCAAGCUGGCGCUGCAACAGGCCCGCGAGCAGCAGCAACAGCAACAAAACACUACCAACUCGCCAUUAACAUUCGCAAAACUUUGCGGAUAA